This is a messenger RNA of Clarias gariepinus (North African catfish), 2989 nucleotides long. It is a transcript of the gene hck, whose product is annotated as HCK proto-oncogene, Src family tyrosine kinase. Gene Ontology annotation, molecular function: ATP binding; non-membrane spanning protein tyrosine kinase activity; signaling receptor binding. Gene Ontology annotation, cellular component: extrinsic component of cytoplasmic side of plasma membrane. Bases 167 to 1681 code for a protein of 504 amino acids. The transcript has 13 exons. Lineage: Eukaryota; Metazoa; Chordata; Actinopteri; Siluriformes; Clariidae. The record is from RefSeq and is a predicted model, not a curated record. Gene Ontology annotation, biological process: innate immune response; protein phosphorylation; cell differentiation.
CUGAGUGUACUGUACAUCUUCACUUCUACUGCUCACAACACACAGCGUUACACGAGAUGUGGGAACCGGCUUAAAAACAUGCCUUACUGACAAAAGAAACCUCUCUCAUGGUCAGCAUUUUGAAAGGCUCUCGUGGAUUAGUCUUAAUUUGAGCUGGGUUUUUAUCAUGGGCUGUGUUGGCACCAAGCCAGAACAGGAUUCCGGUGGCAAAACGGUGGGCAACAACGACAUGGGAAACCGCAAUCAGACAGCGCACUAUGUUAAAGACCCUACAGCAGGGAGCAAGGCACCGAACAAAAGCUGCCCCAUUCCUCCUACCCCAAGCACGGACGAUUUUGAAAACAUUGCCAUAGCCCUCUUUGACUACGAAGCAUUGCAUGAUGGAGACCUGGGCUUUAAAAAGGGAGACAAGUUAAAAAUCUUACAAGAGUCAGGUGAAUGGUGGAAAGCAUUGUCUGUGAGCAGUGGUGAGGAAGGCUACAUCCCCAGUAACUAUGUAGCUAAAGACACACUUCAAACUGAAGAUUGGUUCUUCAAAGGAGUGAGCAGGAAAGAUGCUGAGAGACAGCUUCUGGCUUCUGGGAAUAAAAUGGGCUCUUACAUGAUCAGAGAUAGUGAGACCACCAAAGGAAGCUAUUCAUUAUCAGUAAGGGACCAUGACCCUCAAGCAGGUGACACAGUGAAGCAUUAUAAGAUCCGCACGCUAGACAGCGGCGGGUUCUACAUUUCACCUCGAAUCACGUUCACCACCCUGCAGGAACUCGUCAACCAUUACAAGAAGCAGGGAGAUGGACUGUGUCAGGCACUUACUACCGCCUGCAUUAGUGCCAAACCCCAGAAACCAUGGGAAAAGGAUGCCUGGGAAAUCCCACGAGAAUCCCUAAAGCUAGACAAACGGCUUGGAGCUGGACAAUUUGGAGAAGUUUGGAUGGCCACAUACAAUAAGCACACCAAGGUAGCUGUGAAGACUAUGAAGCCAGGUAGUAUGUCUGUGGAGGCGUUCCUGAUGGAAGCAAACCUUAUGAAAAGCCUUCAACAUGACAAGCUGGUUCGCCUCAAUGCUGUAGUUACCAAGGAAGAGCCCAUUUACAUUAUCACAGAGUACAUGGAGAAAGGCAGUUUAUUGGACUUCCUCAAGAGUGAUGAAGGAAAUCGUCUUCAGUUGCCCAAACUAAUAGACUUCUCUGCACAGACAGCAGAAGGCAUGGCCUACAUUGAACGACGGAACUACAUUCACAGAGACUUGCGGGCUGCCAAUAUCCUGGUUAAUAAGAGUCUGGUGUGCAAAAUUGCUGAUUUUGGUCUGGCACGUAUCAUAGAAGACAAUGAAUAUACUGCGAGAGAAGGUGCCAAAUUCCCCAUUAAGUGGACUGCGCCAGAGGCUAUAAACUACGGCUCCUUCACCAUCAAAUCAGAUGUGUGGUCCUUCGGUAUUCUGCUCACUGAGAUUAUCAGUUACGGCCGAACACCAUACCCAGGCAUGACAAAUCCAGAGGUGAUUCGCUCCCUGGAGAGAGGAUAUCGCAUGCAGCGCUUGGACUCAUGCCCUCAGGAGCUGUAUGACAUUAUGCUGGAGUGCUGGAAGAACAAGCCAGAGGACAGACCAACAUUUGAGUACCUUCAGAGUGUGCUGGAGGACUUCUACACGGCCACAGAGAGCCAGUACCAACAACAGCCCUGAGAUACACAUGCACACGAGCACCUUAGGCUAGGCACAUACAGCAAGUGCACCUGCAUUCAUAUUUAAUGCAAAUGCACAGCAUGAGUGAAUGACAAUGAAUUAACAUAGUAUGCAAUCUUAAUUUAAUCAUGCAAGGCCUUUAACCUUUUGGUGAGUGUAGCAUAUGAUUGCACAAAAUUGUACAAAUCUAUAAUUUAUGUAUGGGAUUACUGAGGAUUAAUAUCGUUUUUGAUUUUUUUUUGUUGUUGUUGUUUUGUUUUAGCUGUUUUACUGUUUCUAAUUUCUUUUUACCUAGGUGAAUUUAAGAAAGUUUCUUUCCAUGCUUUCACAUGUUUAGUCAAACUAUUUCUAAUCUCACCCCUAACCACAGUCUUAAUCUUGAUGGCUUUUCAUAAAAAUUGCACAGUUUGAAUUAUGAAUUUGCAGUUUGGAUUGUUGGAAAAAAAUUACAAAAAAAAAAAAUUCAAAACUGCAACCUAUAUUAGGUUAAAACCACCUGAAGUAAACUCAGGUCACUCUUCAGCCUAAUAUUAAUGUUAAAUUAAUACUUUUAUGUAAACUAAAUUUUAUAAUGAUCUUGUUUGCCAUUCCUAGCCAUUACGUACAUUCAGUAACUGUUAUGUUUUAAUGUGCACCUGUAUUAAUCUACUUCAGAUAAUACAGUCGGAACUCAUUUACCAAAGCUAUUUCAUUUACGUUUUCAUUUACGUUUUUUUUUAUGAAAUUACUUUCCCAAAGAUCUGUGCAAUAACACCAAAUAACUUUUUAAUCUUUUUAAAACUCAUUUUAAAUAUACAGUAUAUGUUGCCUAAAUGUCUGUUGUAUUGUGUAUUUGUAAUAGUUUUUGGUUAAUUAUGCAUGUCAUUCAUAAUCUGAAGAUAUUAAACUAAAGUGCUUCACAGAGAAGCUGAAUCAAAAUAAUAUACAUAAUUUAAAAAUAAUUAUUGAAGACAGUCAACAUGGUAUUACUGUAGAUAUUAUUUGUGUGUUUAUACUUUUUUUUACAUGCUUAUUAAAUUAAUAGAUGUUGAAUCUUGGGCAGGUUGGACUUUAUGUUUUUCCUUUGAUGGCCAAGAUUAUAUUUGUGAACUGUUUUAACAAGUACCCUUUUUCUGUUUAGUAUAAUAGAAAAUUGUUUAAAAUGUGUUCAACAUUUCUGGUACAGUACGGUGCAGAGGUUGUUAUUAUUAAGUGAAUUAUCCACAAUUACUUUACUCAUGUAUCAUCUUAUGUCUGUAUACCAAAUUACAUAGAUAAUGGUGAAAAAUUUUGCACUUACAUGUAUUGUCUAUACAGUUCAUCCUUUAA